Physcomitrium patens is the source of this 2422-nucleotide messenger RNA. NCBI's taxonomy places the organism in Eukaryota, Viridiplantae, Streptophyta, Bryopsida, Funariales, Funariaceae. The record is from RefSeq and is a predicted model, not a curated record.
GCUUCUGCUGGUAGCUUCUGACGCAAAGAUCUGGCAUCUCAGUGAAUUUUCCUGACCUUGUGGAGCUCACUUGACUUGGAGUAAUGGAACUGCGCGCAACAUUCUGGCUCCUGGCAUUCUCUCGUCCAUGGUUUCUAGCUUGCUGAGUGGUGUAGUUCUGUAUUCGACAAGAAUCAGAGUUGUGUCUCCGGCUCGUCAGAUUUCAGAUUCUAGACACUGACUCGUUUCUUGCAAUCUCCAAGCAAGGGUUAGCCAGUAUUGUGUCGCGAGUAGCUUGCUUGCGUUCACCAAUUUGUCGCUAAGCUGGCAUAUUUAAUGAGUUCCUCUUUUCACCACGUUCUUGUUCGGUAUUAGCUCUUCAAAAGAGUUUGUGAGGCUAUUCGUAGAAUAUUCGAUUCAUUGGCCUUCUCCUUCACUUAGCUGUUGACUCGAGGAACAUUUGUGUCAUUACUGUGGGGAACGGCUCUUUUGCGCAUUUCUCGUUCCGUUCUGGAUGUCGUCGGUCCUUCAAUCGCUCUGCAACUAACUCCCCCGCAAUCAGCCGCGAGUUCCUUCGUCCUCUCGUGCGCCGCACCCGUGGUGAAUAGGGGCGUUCUAUAUUGGGCACAUACCUUCGGUCUCCUUCCAAGUUUGUGCUCUGCUUACUUUGUCUUUGUGUCGCCUUUCGUUUGAGUGAGACAUUGGAGCAGAGAUGCGAUUUUCUUGAUAAUUAGUUUAGCCUCAGAGAUUUUUCCUGCACGGUGACGAAGUAUAUUAGGGAUUCGGUGGCGGCGGUAAGCACGUUCAGUGUUGUCUCUCAACUGAUUCGUCCGUAAGAUCUUGCCAGCGCAGGUCUGGCUAGUGUGUUCAGUCUGGAACUGCUCUUCCAGAGCCUGAAGAAGGCAAUGUGUGUUUAGUUUUCACAUCUACGACUUUCCGUGAUUCGGCUUUUGGAGUGUUCUUCAUGCAUACUCCUGUUCCGCAUUUCUCCUUGCUUCGCGCGUGGCACUGCUGAGUACGCUGAAUUUCGGUGUGCCCUGUCUUCCUUCAAGCUUUCCAAUGGAACAGUAUGAAAAAGUGGAGAAGAUUGGGGAAGGCAUGUACGGAGUGGUGUACAAGGCCCGAGACCGCGUUACCAAUGAGACUAUUGCUCUAAAGAAGAUUAGGCUUGAGCAAGAAGAUGAAGGUGUUCCCAGCACAGCAAUCAGAGAAAUCUCCCUCCUGAAGGAAAUGCACCAUGGGAAUAUAGUGCGGCUUCAGGAUGUGGUACACAGUGAGAAGAGAUUGUAUCUAGUCUUUGAGUACCUGGAUCUGGACUUAAAGAAACACAUGGACACCUGUCCUGAUCUUGCCAAAGACCCGCGCUUGAUCAAAACUUUUCUUUAUCAAAUCUUGAGGGGAAUUGCUUAUUGCCAUUCCCAUAGAGUACUGCAUCGUGACUUGAAGCCACAAAACCUCUUGAUCGACCGACGGACUAAUGCUUUGAAACUCGCUGACUUCGGUCUCGCACGAGCUUUUGGUAUCCCCGUGAGGACCUUCACACAUGAGGUGGUAACAUUGUGGUACCGGGCACCAGAGAUUCUUCUAGGCUCCUGCCACUAUUCCACACCAGUAGACGUCUGGUCCGUUGGAUGCAUAUUCGCUGAAAUGGUGACUCAAAGGCCUCUGUUCCCUGGUGAUUCAGAGAUUGAUGAGUUAUUCAGAAUAUUCAGAUUACUUGGUACUCCAACUGAGGAAACGUGGCCAGGAGUAACCUCUCUUCCAGAUUUUAAAUCAGCUUUUCCUAAGUGGCCUGCAAAGAAUGUGGGUUCAGUUGUUCCUGGUCUAGAGCCAUUGGGCAUCGAUUUAUUAUCGGUUGGUUUUCACUCCUGGGUCAACUUAUCACGAAAAUCUGUUUAUCCGUCACUUUCAGGGAACUUUUACUUUCAGGAUGUUGAAAAUGCUGAUACUGGAACCGAGUCGACGGAUCACUGCUAGAACUGCAUUGGAGCACGAAUACUUCAAGGAUGUCGGUCUGGUGCCGUGAUCUGUUCCUGCAAUAUACCUGUACGACAUUGCUUCAACGUUGGUGUAGAUAAUCAUUUUUUGUCCCCCUGACAAAGGCUGAAGAACAUUUCCUUUGCAUGGUAGUGUCAAUUGCAGUGCACGUAAUUUCUAGAGCACUCGUAUGCUGUAUCCAGUAAGGGAGGAUUUAUAUAUGACAUAUCUGGAGAUCGGAAUUUCAGUCAUUUUCUGCAGCUACUAGAUGUAACCCCAAAGUAGAGAUGUUUUUGAAACUCAUAACUCGGUUUACAACUUUCCAGCUGUAGUUUACGAAUUGUAACGACUACUUGAAGGGAGGUGGGUAUUUACUUAGGCAUUGUAGAUUUUCUUCGACAUUGUAUUGUAUGCCAACAGUGAGCAAUUCUUUUGUUGAAAGAAAACUUGAUCAAAUUUUGUGAAA